Messenger RNA from Naegleria gruberi, 1074 nucleotides. RefSeq lists its product as uncharacterized. The transcript has a single exon. The coding region runs from base 1 to 1074 and encodes 357 amino acids. The record is from RefSeq and is a predicted model, not a curated record. Lineage: Eukaryota; Heterolobosea; Eutetramitea; Acrasida; Naegleriidae.
AUGCAAAGACCAGUAAUUGUAUUCGAAAUGGGCUCGCUCAAUACAAGAGUCGGAAUGGCUGGAGAUGAAACACCAGAACAUAUCUUUCAGACACUUGUUGGGAGAUUGAAUAAUGGGAAGGAGAUUGUUGGUGAGAAAGUAGACGAAUUAUAUGGAAAAGAAGAAAUGGAAUUGACGAAACCUGUCAAGGAAGGAAUGAUUGACAAUUGGCAAGAUGCAGAGCUCAUAUUUCAUCACGGAAUGAGUAAACAGUUGGGAGAGAAAUCGGAUUGGAGUGAUUAUUCAAUUCUUUUAUUUGAUCAUCCUUUUACAGAACAUUCAGAUAGAAUGAAAAGUUCAGAAAUUAUAUUGGAAAGUUUGGGAUUAUCUGGAUUGAAUUUUAUACAAAACUGUGUAGCAUCUUCUUUUGCUCAUGGUGAAACCAAAGCAACAGUUUUAACGAGUGGAGAUGAACUGACCUAUGUUUUGUCUAUUCAUGAAGGUCGUUUAAUUCCUCAUACGACAGAGAAAUAUUCGAAAGCAGGAAGAGAUUUAACACAAGUCAUGCUCGAAGGAAUGGAAUUUUCUGACUCAUCAAACUAUGAUGAAUAUACACGAAUGAAAUUUGCAAGAAUGGCAAAAGAAACUCUUGCACAUCUUGCAAGGUCUGGAAAGAGUGUGUCAACAACUAGGUUCCAAUUACCUGAAUUGACCAAUUUCGAGCUUCCAGAUGGGAAUACUGUGCGAGUGUUUGCCUCUACUCGUCUUGCUUGUACUGAAAGUCUUUUCCAAGAUGAAGAAUUCAGUUCUUUCGUCUAUUAUCGAAUUCCAUUGAGUGAUGGAUCCAAAGACGAAAGGUCAGGAACACUCAUUCUCAAUGGAGGAAAUACUCUGCUCGAAGGAUUUGAUAAGAGAUUGGACGCUGAAGUCACACGUGCCUUCCAUCGCAUUGGAAAUGUAUCAGUCUUGCCAAGCAUUGAAAAUAGUGCUUGGGUCGGAGGUUCAAUUCUUGCCUCUUUCACACAAUUUUCUCUAAUUUCCAAACGUGAAUAUGAAGAGAUGGGAAAACAAGUUUUAGAAAAGAAGAUUUUCUAA